Mollisia scopiformis is the source of this 510-nucleotide messenger RNA. Its product is annotated as kinase-like protein. Gene Ontology annotation, molecular function: ATP binding; protein serine/threonine kinase activity; RNA endonuclease activity. Gene Ontology annotation, biological process: intrinsic apoptotic signaling pathway in response to endoplasmic reticulum stress; IRE1-mediated unfolded protein response; protein phosphorylation. The transcript is spliced from 2 exons. Lineage: Eukaryota; Fungi; Ascomycota; Leotiomycetes; Helotiales; Mollisiaceae. Bases 1 to 510 code for a protein of 169 amino acids. Gene Ontology annotation, cellular component: IRE1-TRAF2-ASK1 complex. The record is from RefSeq and is a predicted model, not a curated record.
AUGGCUCAAUUCCAUCCUUGCCAACUUGAAGACACCAUAACGUCGCCUAGUACCCUCGCAGUAGCCGUAAAGAGAUUGCCCAUCCAGUCGCGGAAAUGCUUUGAAGCAGAACGAGCGGCAUUUAAACACAUCAAGGCACAUGAUCUAGGAAGAUUCAAUAUCGCAACACUCCUCACAGAUCCCCUCACCACCCCUAAAUCACAUUACUUCAUCCUCCCUUUAGCUGACGGCGACAUGGAGCGCUCAAUGCAAGUCCCCGAUUUCUCCGACUACAGCAAUUCCAUACACGCACGAAUGGCACCGCUCGUAGAAGGUCUCGCAACUUUACAUGAGACAGGAAUCGCACACUGCGAUCUCAAACACAAAAACAUCCUCAUUUACAAGACUUCCGAGCAUGACCUAACGCUGAAGAUUGCCGACUUCGGACACUCCUUGCCAAUCUUGCCUGACACGCACCCAGCAAAGGGUCACUUCUGUCCAUCAACCUUCUCGGCGCCAGAAACCUGGUGA